This is a messenger RNA of Brassica oleracea var. oleracea, 1176 nucleotides long. RefSeq lists its product as uncharacterized. The transcript is spliced from 2 exons. The coding region runs from base 1 to 1176 and encodes 391 amino acids. The record is from RefSeq and is a predicted model, not a curated record. Lineage: Eukaryota; Viridiplantae; Streptophyta; Magnoliopsida; Brassicales; Brassicaceae.
AUGAGUUCUAGCUUUCAGCAGAAGAACCUAGAGGGCUUUAGUGAAGCUUGGGAUAUGUUCAAGGGCUAUUUGUCUCAAUGCCCACAUCAUGGAUUCACCAAGGAGAGUUUGCUCAGUACCUUCUACAGAGGUGCUCUUCCAGAGUUCAGGAGCAUAUUAGACACAGCCAGCAAUGGUUUUUUCUUGGGUAGAACUGAAGAGGAUGCAGAAGAGCUGGUGGAGAACAUGGCUAAGAGUGACUCAGUCUACAGUGAGGAGUAUGAUAGAAGCAACAGAGGUGAUGAUCAGCAAACCAGGAAAGAGCUGAAGUCUCUCCAAGCCAAGUUGGAUCUACUUCUUGUAGAAAAGGCUAAGCAGGCGAAGAUGAACUUUGUUGGUGACCAGAAACAAGAGGCACCUCCAGUGAUCAAUGAGAUUGAUGGUUUAGAAGGCCAAGAGGAGCUGUACUUCAUCAAUGCUAAUGGCACAUGGUACAAGAAAGAACCCAACUUUCAGUACCAAAACAACAACCAGCAAAGGCCACUCUACAACAACCAACAAAGAGGUUACAAAGCCAAGCAGAAUUAUCCUCAAGGUUUCACCAACCAAGGCAACCAGUCUCCUCAGACUCAAGGAAGCUCUUCCCAAGCUCAAGCUCCAGAUUCAGGUGUGGACUCCAUGUUCAAGAAGCUCUUGGAAUUUCAGGCCAGAAAUGAGAAGACAAUGGUUUUUGAGUUCAAGAACAUCCACACAAAGAUUAAUGAGAACUACUCUGACCUUAACAACAAGUUCUUACAACUUGCCUCUCACUUCAAGGCUUUGGAGAGUCAAGUUGCUUCUAUGCCUUCAUUCUCCAAGCAGCCAAUGGGGUCUCUACCAGGGAAACCAGAAAAGAACCCCAAGGAGUCUUGCAAUGUUGUCUUCUCCACUACUUCUUCAGAGAUUGAACUGAGUGAUCAUGAGAAAGAGGAAGAUGAGAUUGAAAGACUGGUUAAGCUAGAGGAAGCCACUGAGGUUGAGAUAUCACCUUAUGAUAAUCUCCCUUUCCCCCAAAGAGUUCUCACCAAAUCUCAGAAGAAGGUGCUCUCCAAGUUCAGGAAAGAUCUUGGUGAUGUUGGGGUCAGGCUUCCAGAAAUCUCGGGUAUGCGUGAAGCUCAUGUCCAGAUGAUGCUCAUCAACGACAUUCUAGACCACUAA